AUCCGGUUCCAUCAAUCCAAACAAAGCCUAACUCUAUUUUCUCUCUAUACCAAAAGUAAAGUACCAUUACCUCAACUCGUUUUCCAAACUCAACCGAGUCCUAACCGAGUCAUGUCGAAUCAUCCCUCCGAUACUCCCGCCGAUGAUUUCCUGGAGCAAAUUCUCGGCCUCCCGAAUUUCACCUCCGCCGACGGAACCGACGCUUCUUCAUUAGCUGCUCCGAUGAUGCUGCAGCUUAACUCCGGCGAUGGUGCCACUCAUCUUGCUCCCGGAGCGGGAUUUCAUGCACCGGUAUACCGUUUGGGUCUGAGCUUGGACCAGGGUACGGGAGGGUUCUUGAAGCCCGAUGAUGCUUCCGGGAGUGGCAAACGGUUCCGGGAAGAUGUUGUUGAUACCAGACCUAAGAAUGCUUUUCAUGGGCAACCCAUGCCUACUACAGUUCCGACUGCUCCACAUCCACCAGCAAUGCGUCCUAGAGUGCGGGCAAGAAGAGGACAGGCUACAGAUCCACACAGCAUUGCUGAAAGGUUGCGUAGAGAAAGAAUAGCUGAAAGAAUCAGGGCUUUGCAAGAACUUGUUCCUAGUGUCAACAAGACAGAUCGAGCUGCCAUGCUGGACGAAAUUGUGGAUUAUGUCAAAUUCUUAAGGCUUCAAGUAAAGGUUUUGAGCAUGAGUAGAUUGGGUGGAGCCGGUGCGGUGGCACCACUAGUAACUGACAUCCCAUUAUCGUCGGUCGAGGAAGAAGGAAGUGAGAGUGGGAGAAACCAGCCAGCUUGGGAGAAGUGGUCUAAUGAUGGCACCGAAAAGCAAGUAGUUAAGCUCAUGGAAGAUAAUGUUGGGGCUGCGAUGCAGUUCCUUCAAUCAAAAGCACUCUGCAUCAUGCCAAUCUCACUGGCAUCCGCAAUAUACCAAUCACAACCAUCAGACAACUCCAGUAUAGUUAAGCCCGAAACUACUCCUCCAUAGACAUACCUUCGGUAACAUCGAGUGGUCCCAUCAAGCGCACUGAUACUACUUCCGGGACUCACAGUUUAUUAGUUAGUGAUUUACAUCAGGUUGCAUUCAAAGUAGGAUGCCAUAGUCCCUUCCUUUUGAGGUUGUUUCAGCUUUUGUCAAUACAGGGUUUACUGUCAAUACCUAAAAAUGCAAGCAGGCCUUAUCUUGUCUUAUAAAAUUUAUUGUGAAGGGAAAAAACUUGUCAAAGUUCAUUUGAUAUGCUUUUUCCUUUUUGUAUAAAAAAGGAUGGAGGUUAGUGGAACAUGAUGUAAGUGCUUUGAUAGUGGGGUUUUUAGUUUUUGUAGUGGGAUGUGGGACCUUGUAAAAGGUUAGGUUGGUUUCCAUAUUUUUAUUAGUGAUGUAAUUCUUCAGGAUUUGAAAUGUGGAAGGGCAAUGAUAAUGGUUGCUUGCAGGUGUUGCUAGUCCAGAAGAAAAUGAUGGUGCUUUUUUUGUUUA
Vicia villosa (hairy vetch) is the source of this 1452-nucleotide messenger RNA. RefSeq names its product transcription factor UNE12-like. The record is from RefSeq and is a predicted model, not a curated record. Gene Ontology annotation, cellular component: nucleus. The coding region runs from base 112 to 966 and encodes 284 amino acids. NCBI's taxonomy places the organism in Eukaryota, Viridiplantae, Streptophyta, Magnoliopsida, Fabales, Fabaceae. Gene Ontology annotation, molecular function: protein dimerization activity; DNA-binding transcription factor activity, RNA polymerase II-specific; RNA polymerase II cis-regulatory region sequence-specific DNA binding. Gene Ontology annotation, biological process: regulation of transcription by RNA polymerase II. The transcript has 6 exons.